GUAUCGUCUAACCUCAUGGAAUUUGUUCAUUCAUUCAGUUCUCAGUGAUUUUUGUCUGGAGCGUUCCAAGAAAGUGUACUGCCUCUUACUACAACUACAAGUUUCAGAGUCAUAAACGGUUUUCCAAAAGCUGCUUUAUUGAAACGCCGUCUAUCAAUUGCCUUGGCUCCAGCCUUCCCUUCACCAACCAAUCACUUGCUUGUAUAAGAUCCACCAAAAGCAGUUUCAGAAGAUAACUUGCCAUUUACAAGAACAGUGCGUUGACUAUUCAGACAUUUGUUUUUGUAACACGCUUAGGAAAUAAUGUCAGUCUUAGGGUUCUUUGUCUUGCUUUGCAUUUCUCACAUGUCACACCAACUGCCUGAGUCAAUUACAAUCGAGAGAACGGCGGCCAUCACUGUCCACAAAGAGCAUGACAUUCACUUGGCCGAGGGAUUGUACGACAUAAAUUUGGCAGGGUCUUUGGAGAAACCAUUGCUAAUACGAGAACAUUGGCUGUCACCGUCUCAAAAACAACUUUGUGAUGGUAGUGUUGAUACAAAGCACGUCUGCGAUUCUUUGAACGUAAUCAGUGAAGCGGGCCGAGAAAUGGCCAGACAAAUGGAGAAUGUGUUUGCAGAUGUCAAUGAAGAGAGAAGGAACCGCCAAAGACGUGCUUUGCUACCUUUCAUUGGGGAAAUCUCUAAAGUUUUAUUUGGAACGGCGACGGCCAAUGAUCUUGAUAAAAGUAUUGAGCAUUUGAACAGUUUGGGUCACAAAAUUGAUGAGAUAACAAAAUCUCAUGAUGAGAUGGUAAGUGUCAUCAACGAGAACGCUCUACAGCUGCAGAAUCUCGCUUCUUCUGUGUCACAGAACAACGAGAAAUUUGGCAAAGCGCUGCAGACAUUGCAGGACAGUAUUGAAUCCCUUCGUUCAGACACUCGCAACCGGUUCAUAAUUCUUGAAGCCUACACAGCUAUGCUUGAAAAGGUUAACGAAAUAAGACUACAGCUAGAAAAAAUAAGAUCAGUUCAUGAUUCUUGCAAACAAAAAAGGUUGCCAAAUCUUCUGUUCCCAGUGUACCGGUUAAGAAGCGUUUUGGCAGCUCACCGAACAGUAAUUGAAAAGAAAAAUAUGUUUUUGUCUAUACCUGAUUCUCAAAUGCAGCUCUUCUACGAUCUGCCAACAGCUACGUGCACUUUCAGCGAGUCUAGACUACUUCUGGUAAAGUUAGGUGUUCCCCUGAGCUACAAGAUAGCUCCUUGGAAAGCAUUUUCUAUCAGUCCUAAUAAAUUUCUCAACAACGGUUUGACAUGUUCUUUGUUAAGUGAAAAGGUAUAUUUGGCCACUGACAAAAGUAGAGUAAUUACCCUUCAGGAUGCUCAGCGCCUUGGAACGACUUAUAUCUAUGUUCGUCAGCAGUUCUUCUCUCCAGCUGACAAAACCAACUGCGUGGAAUCACUGCUGACGAACACAGAUAUAACGGAAAUAGCCAAGACAUGCCCGCUUAUCUGUUCUUACAAUCCCAAAGUCACUGUGGAACAAUACAAUGAAACAGCAUUUACAGUUGUGAACCCUGUCGACACUCUCCACGUUUUCUGCGGUCGCGCGGUGUCACAGAGUUUAGAACCCAUUCAGGAUGGACGCUACCUUCUUUCUUUGGGCUGUGAAUGCAGUUUGCAGAAUGUUGACACGAAGGACACGCUGAUCCACGACAGUGUUGUGUGCGAUCGUAGUGAUGCCUUCACGUCUUUCAUUGAUUCCAGCCUUGUAAAUGAGGGUUUCUCCGCAUACAACAUUUACGCAAGUUACUCAACCCUUUCACAAAACAAAACGCCGAUCCUUCCCGAAUUACAUCUAUCUGACAUUGUUGUUGUCACUGCUGCACCUUUACCAACGGGCAAUUUGUAUGAAGAUUUGCCCAAAACGUCUAGAGAUUUCUUUGUAAUAACUUGGGGUAGUACGUUGUUGCUUGUUUUGAGUAGUGCCAUAGGAAUUAUUAUUUUUCUCAUAAAAGCUGGGAUAAUUUCGCCAUUUUCUCUUUGUUGUUGUUUAAAUCAAUCGGAAGGAAACGAUGUGGCAAAUGUACAAGUAGAAGGGCAUUCUGAGGCUGAUGAGACUGACAACGAUCAUCAGCCCGGAAUACCGCUGUCUGAAAUUGCGGCACGCUUGCCACAAAUCGCUUCGCAAUUAACGAAACAUGUUUGA
This is a messenger RNA of Thrips palmi, 2187 nucleotides long. RefSeq lists its product as uncharacterized. The record is from RefSeq and is a predicted model, not a curated record. The transcript has 4 exons. Bases 304 to 2187 code for a protein of 627 amino acids. NCBI's taxonomy places the organism in Eukaryota, Metazoa, Arthropoda, Insecta, Thysanoptera, Thripidae.